AUGGUGUUGAAGCCCCGGGUGAUUGCCGUUUGUCUCGUCGUGGUGGCCCCACUCGUUCUCGUGGGUGUGACGCCGGUGAAUUCCAGCUCCAGCUCCUGCCAACCCUGCUUUGCUGGUUCAGAGACCCUCUUCCAAACAAAGCGACUGGUUAUGUCGAUGAGGAGGCCUGCCCGGAAACUCUACAAGUCCUAUUUGACCCAUAUGGGGUUGAUGCAAGAUGCGGACCAGCUUUGCAGCAUGACGCCAGUUCCCUGGUUCCCACAUAGCAAUAUCGCUAGGAAACCGCAGAAUCUUAUGCUGCAGGAGUUGUACAGGACAGCACUCUGUUUGAAAGACUCCCUCUUGCUCAUCAGAGAGCAGCAAAGCAGACUGACUGGUCCCCAUGAGGCGUUGCACAGCCAAUUGGAAAAAGCCCAGCAGCAAGUGAGCGGCCUGGUCACCAAUACUCAGUGCACCCUCUGCCUGCAGGGCCUGACUCUGCCCGCCGUCACCCUCCCAGCGAGACCCACGGACCCAUCGGCCUUCCAGCAAAAGAUUGACGGCUGCCGGGUGCUCCGGAACUACUCCAAGCUGAUUGGCGGCUUGGCAAAGGCCUUCAGAAAGCACCUAGCUAAAGGGAAAGGGGCAGAGCGUCAGAAAACGAGAAACAGGACUAAGCCGGCUGCAGCUUUCUGA
Molecule: messenger RNA, 675 nt
Organism: Podarcis raffonei (Aeolian wall lizard)
Lineage: Eukaryota; Metazoa; Chordata; Lepidosauria; Squamata; Lacertidae
Product: leukemia inhibitory factor-like
Exons: 3
Coding region: 1-675 (224 amino acids)
Biological process (GO): immune response
Cellular component (GO): extracellular region
Molecular function (GO): leukemia inhibitory factor receptor binding; cytokine activity
Source: RefSeq, a predicted model, not a curated record